Molecule: messenger RNA, 3068 nt
Organism: Cornus florida
Lineage: Eukaryota; Viridiplantae; Streptophyta; Magnoliopsida; Cornales; Cornaceae
Product: phosphatidylinositol/phosphatidylcholine transfer protein SFH9
Exons: 16
Coding region: 474-2261 (595 amino acids)
Source: RefSeq, a predicted model, not a curated record
AUCAAACAAAUAGCAGCUCACCGAAUAUUUUCAAAGAAUCGAUUUAACCAAAUCGACGGAGGUAUCAGCUUCAGACGAAAGCGGCCGUUGCACGCUACGUCUCUUUCUCUCUCUAUUAAUCCUCUUUCUUCCUCCGAAAACAAAAGCCCUAUUUACCAUAAAUAUACAUAUAUAUAUAUAUAUAUAUUUACAUACUGAUACAGAUAUCUUAUUAUUGAGAGAGAGAGGCUCCCUCGUUGCAUCAGUUGCAUUUCAUGGGUAUUGUAUUUUUAGAGAGAGAGAGAGAGAGAGUAGAGUAGGUAGAGAGCAACGUCAACAACGUCUACGCUUUAAAGAUACUACUAACAAACAGAGUAGUGACGGACUAGAGAGACAAUUCUGCGAUCUCCGCUGCUAUCUGGUUACCUUCAUUGUACGAAUGCGGCUUCUUUCACGAAGUACUGCAAAAUUGAAUUGUACGUGUACGACAUACAAUGACAGGAGAAGUAGGUUUGAUUCAAGAAGAUGAAUGGACGAAAAGAUCUGAUCUCGAGAUCUCUGAGGAUGAGAAGAGGAUAACUCGGAUUAGAUCUUUGAAGAAAAAGGCAAUGAAUGCUUCAACGAGACUUACACAUACCCUCAGGAAACGACAUAAUCGGAUUGCUAAUUGUCGUUUCGCCUCAAUUUCGAUUGAAGAUGUUCGAGAUGAGGAGGAGGAGGAGGCUGUGAAUGCGUUUCGUCAGGCCUUGAUUGCAAUAGAUAUGCUUCCAGCUCGCCAUGAUGACUACCAUACUAUGCUGAGAUUCUUGAAGGCAAGGAAGUUUGACCUUGACAAAACAGUCCAGAUGUGGGCAGAAAUGCUCAACUGGAGGAAGGAGUAUGGAGUAGACUCUAUAAUACAGGACUUCACUUAUGAUGAAUAUGAAGAAGUUCAACGCUAUUAUCCUCAUGCAUACCAUGGUGUAGACAAAGAUGGACGGCCAGUUUAUAUUGAAAGACUUGGCAAAGUUGAACCUAGUAAGCUUAUGAGUGUAACCACAGUGGACAGGUUCUUAAAAUACCAUGUGCAGGGGUUUGAGAAGACUUUUGCUGUAAAGCUUUCUGCGUGUUCAAUUAAAGCCAAGAGGCAUAUAGAUUCUACAACAACGAUAUUGGAUGUGCAAGGGGUGAACUGGUUGAGUUUUGGCAAGGUUGCACAUGAUCUAGUUUUGCGCAUGCAGAAGAUAGAUGGUGACAACUAUCCUGAGACAUUACAUCAGAUGUUCAUUGUAAAUGCUGGUUAUGGAUUCAAGUUUGCAUGGAACUCUGUAAAAGGCUGGCUUGAUCCAAGGACGACGUCAAAGAUACAUGUUCUUGGCAACAAAUUCCGGAACAAGUUGUUGGAAGCUAUAGAUUCAAGCCAGCUGCCAGAUUUUCUUGGUGGAACCUGCUCCUGCCCAAACGAAGGUGGGUGUCUUCGAUCUAACAAGGGGCCCUGGAAUGAUUCAGAAUUGAUGAAACUGGUGCGUAUUGGUGAAGCAAUGCCUUCGAGGAUAAUUACUAGUUUUUCUGAUGGUGAUGAUUUAGAAGUUAAACCAUUUGCUUCGCAGGUUCCCAGCACCAAAAUAGUUUCUGCUAAGCCAGGAUUGGAUGUAGGAUUGUGUACUUUUGGUGCAGGGCAACCAGUAGUGCCUCGAGUCGGAGAAAGGAUGGAUCCUGCUUUUAUCUACAGCCUAGUUGAACCAGUUGGUUGUGGGGCCUGUGUUGAAGAUGCUUAUUCAACAGAUGAUAUAGCCAGUAAUCUUACGGAAAGGCGGCCGCCGAAGAAAUUCAUUACAACUUUAUUGAUGGACUCCAUAUUCAAAUUAUUAUUAUGUAUACAUCUUUUAGUCCCAGGUCUGUGGAGAAUUUUGGUUGGGAAUAGUGCAGACAAGCAGUUUGAGAAGCAGAGCAAACCUGACUUGACAAAUUCAAGUUCUCAAGAACAAUGUAUUUCACAGACUAAAGAAGAGGACUUACUUUAUCCAUGUCGGCAGAGGUUGCAACAUUUAGAAGCAUUGGUAACUGAGCUGUCCAACAAGCCUACACGAAUUCCUCCAGAGAAAGAUGACAUGCUUCUCGAGUCUUUGAAUCGUAUAAAAUCCAUAGAGUAUGACUUGCAAAAGACUAAAAAAGCACUAUUUGCUACUGCAUCACAACAAGUGGAGCUUGCCAAGUCACUGGAAACUUUAGGGGAGAACAGCGUAAAUGGAACUAACUCCUGUUGGAAGAGAAGUUGCAACUCCAGUUCCCAUGGAAGAUGACCACCAAAUUUUCAGCGACGAAAUGGGCAGAAAUUUUCAUUUGAGCAUCUCUUAAAUACACACAAUGCCUGGCCUCUUAAUCUUCAUCCCAAAUUUUUACACACACAAUUUUGCCGAAGUUAGUGAAGACAGAUUGGCACUUUAGGUUCUCGGCAUGCCGGUUGAAGGUGUUUGCCAUGAGAGCUAGAACUCUGGAUUCUUCUCUCUGAAAGAUGUUAGCAGUGAGUGUGAUUUGCUACUCAAAAAAUUCCUAUUGUGUGGAAAUAUGAUACUUGACCUGUGUAAUAUACAACCCUGUCGAUCGAUCCUGAGUGUAUUCCCCCAUCAUUCAAUGAUUCAAAUCAGAUUGUUAGGCCAGUGUAAAUAAAAUAUCUGAGAAUGCUUUGAUUAUUUCUAUGUAUUAUUUCCUCCGAAUACUAUCGACAGGUAACAUUUACCUUACCGGGAAAAAAAAAAACUACGAAGAAAAAUGAAUACCUGAAAAUUUAUCCAAGUAUUCUUCCUUUUUUAAUUGUAGCACUUGGUAACAUGGUGUUUGUUCCAGAUUUCCUUUACAACUCGAGGACGGAUUCCCCUGCCUUUAGUAUUGAUAUUAUAUUUAUUGUUUGUUAUCAAUUUCAUGUUCUUAGUAGGUUACUACUACUAAUAGAAAAAUGGAGAUUUACUUCAUUUUUCUAGUAGGCUUUUUAUGCUUUGGGUAAUGGAUUUGUGUGGCCAACAGCUAGCAAAUGCUUGUGAUUCAACGAUAAUUACACUCCUACAGAGAACUGAAAACAAGACCAAAGACUUUACCCCCCCCCCCCCCCC